AUGUAUUCAGCCCAGGCCACCUCUGUCCUCCACGAGAUGCUCCAGCAGAUCUUCCGCCUCUUCCACACAGAGCGCUCCUCUGCCGCCUGGGACACCUCCCUCCUGGACAAACUCCACACUGGACUGCAUCAGCAGCUGGAGGACCUGGACGCCUGCUUGGUGCAGGCGAUGGGAGAUGAAGAAUCUGCCCUGGGAGUGACGGGCCCUACACUGGCCAUGAAGAGGUACUUCCAGGGAAUCCACCUCUACCUGAAAGAGAAGAAAUACAGUGACUGUGCCUGGGAAAUUGUCAGAGUGGAAAUCAUGAGAGCCUUGUCUUCAUCAACCAACUUGCAAGAAAGGAUAAGAAUUAUGGAUGGAGACCUGGGGUCACCUUGA
Physeter macrocephalus (sperm whale) is the source of this 378-nucleotide messenger RNA. RefSeq names its product interferon omega-1-like. The record is from RefSeq and is a predicted model, not a curated record. Gene Ontology annotation, molecular function: cytokine receptor binding. Gene Ontology annotation, biological process: defense response. Gene Ontology annotation, cellular component: extracellular region. NCBI's taxonomy places the organism in Eukaryota, Metazoa, Chordata, Mammalia, Artiodactyla, Physeteridae. Bases 1 to 378 code for a protein of 125 amino acids. The transcript has 2 exons.